Zingiber officinale is the source of this 465-nucleotide messenger RNA. RefSeq names its product heat shock protein 83-like. The record is from RefSeq and is a predicted model, not a curated record. Gene Ontology annotation, biological process: cellular response to heat; protein stabilization; protein folding. The transcript has 4 exons. Bases 22 to 465 code for a protein of 147 amino acids. Gene Ontology annotation, cellular component: cytosol; perinuclear region of cytoplasm; protein-containing complex. NCBI's taxonomy places the organism in Eukaryota, Viridiplantae, Streptophyta, Magnoliopsida, Zingiberales, Zingiberaceae. Gene Ontology annotation, molecular function: ATP hydrolysis activity; ATP-dependent protein folding chaperone; ATP binding.
CAGUUUCUUUCGAUCGAGGUGAUGGCGGACGUGCAGAUGGGGGAGACGGAGACCUUCGCGUUCCAGGUGGAGAUCAACCAGUUGCUGAGUCUCAUCAUCAACACCUUCUACUCCAACAAGGAGAUCUUCCUGCGCGAGCUGAUUAGCAACGCCUCGGAUGCACUCGAUAAGAUCCGGUUCGAGGGUCUCACUGACAAGAGCAAGCUGGACGCCCAGCCGGAGCUCUUCAUCUGCCUCAUCCCUGACAAGGCAAACAAGACGCUUUCCAUCAUCGACAGCAGCACCGACAUGACCAAAGCUGAUCUGGUGAACAAUUUGGGCACUAUCGCACGGUCUGGCACCAAGGAGUUCAUGGAGGCACUCCAAGCCGGCGCGGAUGUGAGCAUGAUUGGUCAAUUUGGUGUCGGUUUCUACUCCGCCUACCUGGUUGCCGGGAAGGUUAUUGUGACUGAAAUUCUUGAUUGA